Messenger RNA from Wallemia mellicola CBS 633.66, 1086 nucleotides. RefSeq lists its product as hypothetical. NCBI's taxonomy places the organism in Eukaryota, Fungi, Basidiomycota, Wallemiomycetes, Wallemiales, Wallemiaceae. The transcript has 2 exons. The record is from RefSeq and is a predicted model, not a curated record. The coding region runs from base 1 to 1086 and encodes 361 amino acids.
AUGAACUCACAAAAGCAAUCAUUAAAGAUUACAAUGACACAAUCAAACUUGAUCCACCAGCCAAAGCUGCAUCAAUCAACCAAUCAAACGACAGAUCUACUACGUCGCCUUGAUAUCAAAUUCUGUUCAUAUUGUCUAGAAAAACGCCAUAAAUCACCACAAACACACACAGACAAUGAGUGCGGGCACCUACAUCCAGAACUCAAAGGUAAACACAUGAAAAAUAAACAACUUAACAGAUUCGAAAGACAACGCUCUAUCAACACCCCAGAGACAAAGCUAAGCUCUCAACCACAACUUUCACCUGCGAACUAUAGGACAUUAAUGACAGGACGUUUUUCUCCUGAUACCGCAUUCUUCGAUCAAGGUUCAGACGUUACAUGCACUUGUAGAUUGGAUCUACUUACUAAUAUAAGACAACUCAAUGUGCCUGAACGCUUUGGCACACUUAGCGGUGAAUCAAACUCGUCACUCGUAGGAACAAUGCAAUUAAACCUGGGACAUAAGAACGGUACAAUCAACUGGAUCGAAACAGAAGCGUAUUAUAGUCCGCAUUACAAUUCAACAAUUCUCUCGAAAAGACUACUCGAGAAAUACAAAUUAUAUCUAUACUACAAGCCACCAUACAUAAAAUUGCCAAUUCCCCACUAUCGUCAUGACACACAUACUGAGGAAUCGGUCGUGCAAACCUCACCCAACGCUAAUACCGAUGACACACCGGCACCAGCAUCUUUCAAAACCAUAUAUGACCGCUUCGACAAACAGGAAGAAUUCCCAAACGAAUACCUUGGAUUCAACCAUAGCUCCAAAUGCAAAGCCCCACCCACACGUGUCAAAGGCACUCUAAUACAACCGGGUCAAGCCAAACAAGCAGCACGAGUCUUUAAGCAACAAGAAGACGACAGACUUAGCAAAGCCGAAGAUACCAAAACAGGUAUACACUACGACCACUUCCAAGAACAAUGGUCACAGUUCAACGACGACAAAAAACGAAUCUACCCAGAUCCUGAAUUUUAUUUGCCUCCACCAGGAGCACAGGUUAGAGAAUCGAACUCUUACAAGGAAUCUAUUAAAGAACUCUGGUAA